This is a messenger RNA of Rhagoletis zephyria (snowberry fruit fly), 748 nucleotides long. RefSeq names its product flt3-interacting zinc finger protein 1-like. NCBI's taxonomy places the organism in Eukaryota, Metazoa, Arthropoda, Insecta, Diptera, Tephritidae. Gene Ontology annotation, cellular component: nucleus. The record is from RefSeq and is a predicted model, not a curated record. Gene Ontology annotation, biological process: regulation of gene expression.
CUAAUAUGUACAUAUAUUUUGAUUUACUUUCUAGCGCGAAUACUAUCUUCUAAACCUUCACUCGAAGCACACGAAGGAAAACAUUUAAAUAUUAAGCGUGACCUCAAGGAAUGUCCAAUGUGUCAGAAAAAAUAUAGUCAAGAGUAUUUAAAGAAUCAUAUUCUAGCUGUACACAAGGGAGAGCGUAAAUAUACCUGCGAUAUAUGCGGUGAUUCAUAUAAAACCCAAGCACUGCUUGGACGUCACAAAUUAUUGCACACCAAGGAGCGCCCUUUGGCAUGCCAUGUGUGUGAUAAGAGAUUUACAGAACAAUCUCACAUCAAAGUACAUAUGCGAAUUCAUACUGGAGAACUGCCAUUCGAAUGUGAUUUGUGUGGCCGCAGAUUUAGAAUAAGGGUACAUCUCACUUAUCAUUUGAAACAACAUGCCAACAUUAAGCACAAAUGUGAAGUGUGUGGUAAAGAGUUUAAACACAGCAAAUCAUUGAAAGACCACUCGUACCAGCACACUGGCGUAAUGCCAUAUACUUGUACCUUUUGCGAUUACGGUUCUCCAAAACGUGAAUAUUUUGUGAAACAUAUGAUGAGCAAACACAAAAUAUCUAUGACGGCUGAUGAAUUAUUUGCUAUGUUCAAGGCGAACACUGGUCGAUCCCCUCAUGUAAAACUAGCUGAGGAAAUGGAAAAGAUAAAAAGAAAAGUGCAGCCAUAAAAUUUAUCAACCUAAUGUACAUAAUAAGGCUGACUUC